This is a messenger RNA of Plasmodium malariae, 1863 nucleotides long. RefSeq names its product splicing factor 3A subunit 3, putative (gene SF3A3). Gene Ontology annotation, cellular component: spliceosomal complex; nucleus. The coding region runs from base 1 to 1863 and encodes 620 amino acids. The record is from RefSeq and is a predicted model, not a curated record. NCBI's taxonomy places the organism in Eukaryota, Apicomplexa, Aconoidasida, Haemosporida, Plasmodiidae. Gene Ontology annotation, molecular function: RNA binding; zinc ion binding. The transcript has a single exon. Gene Ontology annotation, biological process: mRNA splicing, via spliceosome.
AUGGCGCAAUUUUUAAUUGAGCAAAUACGAUACAUACACGAAGAAAUUGAAUUAAUAGAGAAGGCAAUAGCAGAACUGAUUGAAGAGAAGGUAAAGAACAGUAAGAAAAGUAUUUUGUAUGAUUACUCCAUAAAUUAUUUAGUGGAAAAAGUGCAAAAGAAAUCAAAACUGUUGUUGCAAUAUUAUAAUGAUGAAGACAAUUUAAAAAAAGAAGAGAUGCAAUUUAUAUCUGGAAAAACAAAUGAUGAGAAGAAUGAUGUGUGGAAAAAUUAUUACGAGAGAAUUAAAUAUGUUAAAGAUUAUCAUAAAAAAACAAAUAUUAAAAAGAUCGAAAUUAAGAGUUACAAGUUAUAUAAAAAUGAAGCCUUAAAAAAUAAUAAUUUGAAGGAACUUUUUUCACCUUUAGAAAAAAAAGGAAAAUAUAUGGACAUGAGUAAAUUUUACAAUGAUUUUAUAAAUAUCAAAAAGAUUAAAGAAUUCCGCAUGAACAUGUUUAGAAAGAAGGAAAUGAUUAACCGGAAAAAAAAAAGCGUAUCUACCAAAGGAGGAGGCGCUAAUAGUGUAAACAACAAUAGUGGAGGUACUCAUAACGGAAGCGGAAACGACGUAGUUCCAAAUAAUGAUGGUGCAAACGAGAACAACUGCACGAGCAGGAGCAAACAUAGCAGCACAACACGCUUGAACGAAUUCAAGGAAAUGGACCUAGUAACCUAUUUGCAUAAUUUUACGAGGUUUUACUACAUUCCAAGAUAUUGCAAAUACAGAAAUGAAGAAUACAAAAAUUAUUUACAAAACUUGUUACAUUAUUUGAUGACGUUUUUUCAAAAAAUCAAUAUACUUGUGGAUUGUCAAAAAACGUUUGCACAAUAUGAAAAAAGCUUUAAUGAAAAAUUUGAAAAUAAAGAAAUAAAACAAUGGGAAAAAUUUACUUAUGAUUUAGAUAACUAUUGUAAUAUUAACGAUAAGUUAUAUGCAUCGGAAGGGACCUAUAAAUGCUAUCUGAAAAGUAAAAAUUAUGACGACGAUUUAAAGAAAUAUUUAAAAAAACAAUAUACAGUGGAACAAUUACAAGAAAUAAAAAAAAAUAUAGAAAUAGAGGAUAAAGAAAUGGCAAAAUGGGAGUAUUUAAUUGAGCUUUACAAAAAUAUUUUAAAUAAAAAAUUUCAAAAAACUGUUGAGAACAUACAAAGAAAACAAGCUUUUACAAUUGAUGAAAUACAAAAAAGAAAAAAAGCAGAAAAGAAAAAUGAGCACCUGCUGAGUAUAAAGGAUGACAUUCUGAAUAGCAAAAAUAAUGGUACUAUAAAUGGUAGUAGUAUUACUAAUAGUAUCACUAAUAAUGGGAUUAAUUAUGAUCACACCAUUGAUGCUUGGCUUAAUUUAAAUUUAUCAGCGUCCUCAUCAGAUUAUGACUCUUCCGAAUGCUCUGAUGCAGGUAGUAAUGAACAAGAAGAAGAAGAAGAAGAAAAUGAGGAUGAAAAACCUAUUUACAAUCCUUUAAACUUACCAUUAGGAUAUGAUAAUAAACCCAUACCUUAUUGGUUAUAUAAAUUACAUGGUCUUUCAAAAGAAUAUAAAUGUGAAAUAUGCGGAAAUUAUUCUUAUUUCGGUAGAGCAAUGUUCGAAAAACAUUUCUACGAAUGGAGGCAUUCCUUCGGAAUGAAAUGCUUAAAUAUACCAAACACAUUACACUUCAAAGAAAUUACGAAAAUUGAGGAUGCAUUAAAUUUGUACGAAAAACUUAAAAAACAGACACAACUGAAUAUUUUUAAGCCUGACCAGGAAGUGGAGUGCGAAGAUUCCAAGGGAAACGUUAUGAACAUAAAAGCCUAUGACGAUUUGAAAAGACAGGGCUUGCUCUAA